AUGAUUAUCUUACCCCAUACACCUCCAAUUCCCACCAUUCUUCAAGCCAAUGCUGAUUCAUUAUCACCCCAGGCUAUUUCUACAAGGACAGCGUUAUCUUCAUCAGCAGCAGAAACUUAUAAUGAUCUCGUCAGGUACGUAAUCAAUGCUGAAGAGUAUGUAGAGGAAUUAUUUCAGUUCACUAGUUCCAAAGCUAAUUCCAGGGAAUUGCCUUUCAUGAUGACAUUUGCAAAUGAACAUAAACUUCUUACAGAAGAUUACCUGCCAUGGAAAGAUGUGGUAUUCAAAGAUGACAAGAAAUUGAAGUUUUUGAAUAAGAAGCAACCAUGGACCCUAUUCAAUGAGAUCGAAGUGUCUAUUAUAGCGACAUCUUUGAUAUAUAUACGAUUAGGAGCUGAGUUGGUUAACGAGUUGAUUGAAUUAGAACCAGACAGUCUUUCAUCGGAAGAAAUCAAUGAGAAGUGGAAACAAGUAGUGACGUUUUACAAGAAAAGUAUCUCAUUUAUACAAUAUGGUAUCAAAAUUAACUCCUUGAAUUCAGAAAACAACCACUUACCCGGAAGCCUUUUCAUUCUUAUUGAAAAGAUUGGUCAUAUAAAUAUUCAAAUGUCUACGUUGUCCAAAUUUUCUUGGAUUAAUAGGAACAGUUUCAAUGAGACAGAACUGUUCAAGUCUAAUAAUAAUGGUACUCUUUGUAGAGUUGCAAUUUAUGUAGUUGAUGAAUUGAAGACUGUUAAAUCAUUAAUCGGUGAUGUUCAAGAAAAUCUGGGCUUCACCUUAAGUUUAAAUUCUCAAGACUGGUUGGAGUAUCUUACAUUGAUUGAAAGAUAUGCCAAUGCUUAUGCUGGAUUGUUUUUAUCAAUUGAAUUAUACCAACAAAAUAAGUUAGGACAAGCUAUUGGAUUAGUGAAUUAUUCGUUACUCAAUCUACAGAGUAAAAGAAUGGGGGAAUUGAACCCCAAGAAAUCUCCCAUAGUAACAAAAUUGAAGUCAAAAUUUUCAACUAAGAAGAAUGAAAGCUACAUAAAGAAUCUCCAAUCCAUAACAUCGUUGAAUUUGAACAGCUCCUCAUUUACAGACAAGUCAGGAAUUGUUUUGAAAGAUAUUACCUAUGUAUUUGAUCAAUUGGUCCAGUUACAUCUCAAAUUCACUAAAGAAAAUGAUAAUAUUGUGUUCGAUACUGUGACAAAUUAUCAAGACAUUCACAAAGAUAAUAAAUGGCCAUUAGGAUCUAAGAUUCCCGUGAGUGAUGUUCCGGAUUUUAUACCUCGAGUGUUUAAUAUCCUUGCCAGUAAAAGUACUAGAUCGAAUUACUAUUAG
Molecule: messenger RNA, 1320 nt
Organism: Yamadazyma jaroonii
Lineage: Eukaryota; Fungi; Ascomycota; Pichiomycetes; Serinales; Debaryomycetaceae
Source: the annotation of a GenBank genome assembly